Molecule: messenger RNA, 1848 nt
Organism: Purpureocillium takamizusanense
Lineage: Eukaryota; Fungi; Ascomycota; Sordariomycetes; Hypocreales; Ophiocordycipitaceae
Exons: 1
Coding region: 1-1848 (615 amino acids)
Cellular component (GO): microtubule; cytoplasm; membrane
Molecular function (GO): GTP binding; microtubule binding; GTPase activity
Source: RefSeq, a predicted model, not a curated record
AUGGCGACAAGCUCUUACCCUCGAGGGCCAUUGGCUCAGAUUGCCAGAGACCAUGAGGAGCUCCUCUGCACCAUCCACAACCUGCAUCGGCUUGGGGUUGACAUCGACGCCUUCCCUGAGAUCAUCGUCGUCGGGGAUCGGAGCUCUGGUAAGAGCUCCAUCCUUCACGCCUUCUCCGGCAUCGACUUUCCCGCAACGGGAGUCGAGUUUACAAACUCUGUUCUCGAGCUCUCCCUCCGCACGAGCACCGAGGCAAGCAUCACCGUCGAGGUGAAAGAAAAGGGCUCGAAUACAUUCGUGCCGCUUGCAGGAAUGACUAGCCGCCAAACAAACUCUCAGGCGGUAAACGAGAUCUUUGGCCAGGUCAAACUCUUCAUGGAGCGGCAGAGGCUGGCUGGCGCUGCCCCAGUAACGGCUCUGCAGGUCAACGUUGGCGCUCCCCAUUUUGGGCACAUCGGUUUCGUCGACCUGCCUGGGUUGAAUUCCCUUCCGAACUCCGAUAGAGGCUCUUUCACGAACAGUGCUGCUUCGAUUGCAAAGGAAUACAUGUGCAAGAGGAACGCUAUCAUACUCAUCGCCGUGCCUGCCGACAGCACCCACAAGCGCGAGACGGCCCUAAAGCUGUGCAAGCUCAUUGAUCCGAACGGAGAGCGGACCCUGGCGAUUGUUACCAAGGCCGAUCUCAUUCCAAUCGACUCUCCGCACAACGAGCAGAUUUUCAAGAUCUUUCACGACGGCCAAAACGGAUUUCUCGCGACGGAGAAGUGGCACGUUCUCCCGAGUCCGCCGAGACAUGGCAUCUACACACACGGCGUGGAGGCACAAUCCGCGCCUCAGCCUCAGAUGCCCACCGCACAGAUCGAGAAACACUUGCCUCAAAUUUCAGACUACGAUCAAGGUUUUGCAAGUCUCAUUCCGAAGUUGAGCGUCUUGUAUGCCGGUCGGCUGCAUGCCAAUCUGCCGAACCUCCUUGCGAAGGGGGCCUCCAUCCUCAAGUGCAAGAGAAGUGACUUGGAGCAACUCCAAAAGUCACUCAGCACAGACGCAGAGAAGACUCACUACCUGUGCGGAAUCGCCAACGACUUCCGCACCAUCGCACAAGCAGCCACGAAAGGCGAAUACGAUCACGGCUAUUUCCGCGACGACAGCGGUGUCCCUCCCGUCCCCGACACGCGAAGACUGCGAGACAUCAUCCGCACACUGAGCCGGGCAUUCGUUCAUGUCAUGAAAACCAAUGGGGCACAUUGCAACGUCAAAUGCGAUCAAGCCUCGGUCACUCAGCCGUCGGAGCCUGACGAGCUUCACGAGUCAAUGGUGCCUUGGGUCAAUAUGUUUCAAGUCGAGUCUCCCAAAAUGGUAUCACUGUCUGAUAUCAAGCCCGAGUUUGUAUCAGCAUCCUCCGUCAGCCAAGUACCAGGCUCUGUCAGUCACAGACUCAGUCUGGAUCUAUUUCGCGACCAGUCCUGCAAGUGGUAUGCCAUCGCAAGGCGCCACAUCGACUUGGUUGCGGACGCUGUCAGGACUUUCGUGACAGCGGCACUCGGGCACGUCUUUGGUGCCAAUACGUCCGGUUUCGACACCAUGAUGAUAGAGCUUGUUCUGCCUUUCUUCAAUCGGAUUGCACUCGAGCUCUCGGAGAAGCUGAGCGAGCUGCUGUGGCAUUACCGACAUGGAGACAUGAUCUGCGCCGAUGACGACUUUCGAGCGCGAUUGGUCCAAAGACAGUCUCUUCGCCCUGUCGAGAGCCGUGGUGUAGAAUCAGAUCGGGGCGAGAAUGGCAUCCUGGAGGCUGUGGAGAUGAUGGCGGUAUACUACGAGGUCAGUCAUCACUCCCACGAAUGUGCCUGA